AUGUAUCGGCACUCGAAAUCCACAACGAGUAGGUGCUUCCAUAGAGUUUUGCGCUCGGUUAUAGCAUUAGAAAGUCUUUAUAUUCAAAAACCACAAGGUGAUGUUGUCUCCAAAGAAAUUCAAGAGAAAAGGAGAUCCUUUCCUUACUUCAAGAACUGUGUAGAGGCAAUUGAUGGUAUACAUUUUUGUGUCAAGUUUACGUAUCUUUUAACCGGUUGGGAGGGUACUGCAUCAGACUCAAGGAUACUGAAGAAUGCCUUCAAUAGAGAUGAUAAACUAGUAAUUCCAAAUGGUUGCUAUUAUUUAGUAGACGCGGGUUUGCCUCACUCAACUGUAUUAAGGGCACCAUACAGAGGUGUUAGGUUCGGUUGGAAUGCUAAUACCCAACUAAUUGAAGUAGAUGAGCAGGUUUGGGAUAACUUAAUUAACGUUAGUGUUCAUCUAAGGUGGCCCACUUUGAACAAAUACUGGUAUUUUGCAAGAGAUAGAGCUUCAGGAGAAAAUGUUGAAACAGUAAAGGAGAGAAAUGCUAGGUUUAACAAGACUACGGACAUCAAAAUAGAAAGUAUUUCAGAGGUUGAUGAUUUAUUAGCAAGUAAUGAUGUUACACCGGAGAACCAUCAUAUAGAUGAUGAUGAUGAAGAUGACAUUCAAGUGGUAUGUCCUAUGCCUGAACAAAAUUCAAGUGCGAAAAAGUGUAAACCUAAAAAAAGAAAAUUCAUAGAUGAAGAAAAAAAGGAAGUUGAACCUCAGCCUCAACCUAAACUUGAAAGAAUUGAAGCAAAGAUUAUGAAUGUUGUUGGUGAUGUGGCUAAUGUUAUGAUGGAAGGUAACAAAAUCUUUGAAAGUGCUUACCAUCAUGAGUUAACAUGUGAUGAAAUUUAUCAAGAAUUGCAGCCGAUGGGUUUGAAACCCAAUGAAAUACCAGGUGUUCUCAUGUAUUUGGGUCGUAACUAA
This is a messenger RNA of Lactuca saligna, 957 nucleotides long. Lineage: Eukaryota; Viridiplantae; Streptophyta; Magnoliopsida; Asterales; Asteraceae. The record is from the annotation of a GenBank genome assembly.